CCUGUGGGGCGACGGCCCGCAACGCUGUCUGCGUGAUGACGCGUGAGGCCGGGCGACGCAGCGCGAUGGCGGUUGACGCUCCGAUGGCGAACGCGAUGCGGCUCCGCAACCAGCUGCAGACGGUGUACAAGCUCGACCCGCUGCGGAACGAGGAAGAAGUAAAAGUGAAGAUUAAAGACCUGAACGAACACAUCGUCUGUUAUCUGUGUGCCGGCUACUUCAUCGAUGCCACCACGAUCACAGAGUGUUUACAUACAUUUUGCAAGAGCUGCAUUGUGAAGUACCUACAGACCAGCAAAUACUGCCCCAUGUGUAACAUCAAAAUCCACGAGACCCAGCCUCUCCUCAACCUCAAGCUCGACCGAGUGAUGCAAGACAUUGUCUUCAAGCUGGUGCCCGGCUUGCAGGAGAGUGAAGAGAAACGAAUUCGGGAAUUCUAUCAGUCUCGAGGGUUGGACAGGGUCAUCCAACCAGUCAAUGAAGCUAUGACACCAGACCUGGCCAGUUCCCCGUACACCACCUUCGAUCACUCCAAAGCCCACUACUACCGGUACGACGAACAGGUUUCACUAUGUUUGGAGAGACACGGCUCUCCUUUGGGAAAAGAGAAAGGAAAAGUGGUGUUACCGCAAAAGUACGUGCGGUGUUCAGUCCGAGCGGAGAUCCGACACUUGAGGAGGGUCCUGUGCCACCGAAUAAACGUGUUGGAUCAGCAGCAGGUGCAAAUUCUGUUUGACAACGAGCCUCUGCCAGAACACAUGACCAUGAAGCAGCUCUGGCUCUCGAAAUGGUAUGGCAAGCCCACGCCGAUGGUCCUGCAAUACAGCGUGAGGGACAAGCGGGGACGAUGAGGCGCCAGGCGGACAAAUCCUGCCAUGUUGUUACAACGAGGGCUGGGCUGGGGCCGGCCCCCCACCCUUCCCCUCUGACUUCCUCCAGCCACCGCGCGGUCCCCGUGUACCUACACACACUGGCCGGAUCUGAAACUAAAAGCCAUCGUGGAGUUCCGACGUGGCCUUGGAAUGGCCUCCUUUCCCGUGCUCCGAUGACGUGCCGGGACAAUGGGCCAAGACGGCGUGGACUCCCCUCCCAUCCUCCUGGAUGGCACUGAGUCUCCUUCCCCCCCUCCUUAAUGUCCAUCCAGCAGCCAACGUUGACCAACCAACUGCUCCCACCCCUAAAUGGCCAUGCAAGAUGGCCGCCAUUAUCCAUGGCGCUAUCCCAGUCGAGCGGGGCAGUACCGACAACAAGGAACUCUCCAGCUUCAACGGAAAGCCGUCGUUUGGUGACGGAGAAGGGGACGGCUCCCCUCCCAUUCCGCCUUCAUCCUGAAACCGCGGGGACCCCGUGGGACCUCCACACGCCGACCGGAACUGAAACUAAACGCCGCCGCGAAGCUGCGAGGUAACCUUGAGGAUGGCCCCCUUCUCCGUGCUUCAGUGGUGUGAGACGGAGCAAUGGGGCGAGACGCCAUCCCCCCCCCCAUCCUCCGAGCCCCUUGGCGUCCAUCCAGCAGCGAACGUCGACCAGCCUGUCGGAGACAAACCCCCUGGGAACCAACCACUCCCACCACAAAUGGCGAUCCAAGAUGGCCACCAUUAUCCAAGGCGCCAUCCCAGUGGAGAGGGGCGGAUCGGGAACAAGGACCUCUCCAGAUUCAAUGGAUGGAGCCAGAAACACACGCCGUUUGGUUUGUUUGCUUAUUUAUUUCCUUUUUUUAAAUAAAAAAGUUUGAAGCUCU
Messenger RNA from Leucoraja erinaceus (little skate), 1741 nucleotides. RefSeq names its product polycomb group ring finger 1 (gene pcgf1). Lineage: Eukaryota; Metazoa; Chordata; Chondrichthyes; Rajiformes; Rajidae. Gene Ontology annotation, cellular component: PRC1 complex. Bases 36 to 851 code for a protein of 271 amino acids. Gene Ontology annotation, molecular function: promoter-specific chromatin binding. The transcript has 9 exons. The record is from RefSeq and is a predicted model, not a curated record. Gene Ontology annotation, biological process: negative regulation of transcription by RNA polymerase II.